Molecule: messenger RNA, 303 nt
Organism: Helobdella robusta
Lineage: Eukaryota; Metazoa; Annelida; Clitellata; Rhynchobdellida; Glossiphoniidae
Exons: 2
Coding region: 1-303 (100 amino acids)
Source: RefSeq, a predicted model, not a curated record
AUGAUAGCAGUGGUGACAAACCCUGGAGUUGGCGGGCACCUAAGUUUUAUGGCCCCCAGCAAGAUCAGAGCAAGGCCGAAAAGCUACCUCAAGGCUUCAAUAUUUGGCUGCAUGGUCAAUCCUAUAUUUGGUUGGUAUUCCCGCCAUAAUUUUUUCAUGCUGGUCCCUGAGGAUGGCCGACAUAGAUUGGCAAGGAUCGGAAGUGAGAGGCAGGAUAGCGCUGAGUUUCGUGGUAGUUGGGACGCUGUCCUUAAUCCUGACGCUACUAAUCUACGUUCUGGUCGUCUAUACAAAAGACACUAA